UUCCCCACGUGGGCUCUUGAGUGAUGGCGGCGCUGGUUGUGUCCGAGACUUCCGAGCCAGGAAGCCGAGCCGGCCCUGGCAGAGGUCGCAUCUCUCGGGGCCGACUGGCCAAUCAGAUCCCCCCUGAGAUCCUGAACAGUCCCCAGCUACAGGCCGCUGUCCAUGCCCUGCCUUCUAACUACAACUUUGAGAUCCCCAAGACCAUCUGGAGGAUCCAGCAAGCCCAGGCCAAGAAGGUGGCCUUACAAAUGCCAGAAGGCCUCCUGCUCUUUGCCUGCACCAUUGUGGAUAUCUUGGAAAGGUUCACAAAGGCUGAGGUGAUGGUGAUGGGCGAUGUGACCUACGGGGCAUGCUGUGUGGACGACUUCACUGCAAGGGCCUUGGGAGUUGACUUCCUGGUGCACUAUGGCCACAGCUGCCUAGUCCCCAUGGACACCUCAGUCCAAGACUUCCGUGUGCUGUAUGUCUUUGUGGAUAUCCGGAUAGACACUGCCCACCUUCUGGACUCGGUCCGCCUCACCUUCACCCCAGGCAGCUCGCUCGCUCUGGUCAGCACCAUUCAGUUUGUGUCAACUCUACAGGCAGCUGCCCAGGAGCUGAAAGCUGAUUAUCACAUCAGUGUCCCACAGUGCAAGCCCUUGUCCCCUGGGGAGAUCCUAGGCUGCACGUCCCCUCGACUACCCAAGGAAGUGGAAGCUGUUGUGUAUCUUGGAGAUGGCCGCUUCCAUCUGGAGUCUGUCAUGAUUGCCAACCCUAAUAUACCUAGUUACCGGUACGACCCAUAUAGCAAAGUCCUAUCCAGAGAAUACUAUGACCAUCAGCGCAUGCAGGCCACUCGUCAGGAAGCCAUCGCUGCUGCACGCUCAGCCAAGUCCUGGGGCCUUAUUCUGGGAACUUUGGGCCGCCAGGGAAGUCCCAAGGUCCUGGAGCACUUGGAAUCUCAGCUCAGAAACUUGGGACUUCCCUUCCUGAGGCUGCUGCUCUCUGAGAUCUUCCCCAGCAAGCUCAGUCUACUUCCUGCAGUGGACGUAUGGGUGCAGGUGGCAUGUCCACGCCUCUCCAUUGACUGGGGCUCAGCCUUUCCCAAGCCACUGCUGACACCCUACGAGGCAGCUGUGGCCCUGAAAGAGAUUUCUUGGCAGCAACCCUACCCUAUGGACUUCUACGCUGGCAGCUCCUUAGGGCCAUGGACAGUGAACCAUGGUCGGGACCGAGCACCCAGGGGUCUCUGCCAGCCUGCAUCCGGCAAGGUGCAGCAGGGGUCCAGAGGCCACUCUCCAGUCCUCGCCUGUGAGGGCUGCAGCUGCGCAGACCAGAAAGCUACACCGCCAGCUCCCUGAGAGAUCUGGAGCAGCAGGGCCCUGUUCUCCAGAGGAGCAACCUCGAGGCUGGUGGUUUUCUGAAGAGGAAGCGGACGUUUUCUCUGCUCUGGAAGAGCCCACAGUGUGCAGGGGUCUGGAGGAGG
Rattus rattus (black rat) is the source of this 1465-nucleotide messenger RNA. RefSeq names its product diphthamide biosynthesis 1 (gene Dph1). Gene Ontology annotation, molecular function: 2-(3-amino-3-carboxypropyl)histidine synthase activity. The record is from RefSeq and is a predicted model, not a curated record. Lineage: Eukaryota; Metazoa; Chordata; Mammalia; Rodentia; Muridae. Gene Ontology annotation, biological process: protein histidyl modification to diphthamide. The transcript is spliced from 13 exons. The coding region runs from base 24 to 1340 and encodes 438 amino acids.